ACUCAGUUUCAACGCCGAGUUUGUUCAUUGUCGUACGGAUCGAGUCAGGGCUGAAAAUUACGCAGUCUCGCAGCAUCGACGAACUCUGAGAGAAUUUCGUUUACUGGCACGUGUUACUGGGAUUUGCGGGAUGAUUUCGGAGAUUGAUUAUUGUUGUUGCUGGUGGCGGUUUUGUGGUUUUUGGAUUGUUUUUGUUGGAGGGUUCGACAAGUGAAGUAUAAAGCUGACUGUUAUUAGAUUGAACCUGCUAUGCUGACAUGAAGUUCGUUCUUGAUUAAGGUGGUGGGAAAUAGAAAGAUGGCGUUAUUGAAAGUGAAUAACAGCAAUAAUCAUCUGAAUCAAAUGAUGGAUGGACCAAGUUGGUCUAGUCCUUCGGCAAGCCCUUCACCACCACCUCCUCCUCUACCCCCACCGGUAGCAACUCGCUGGGCACGAACUGAGCAGGUUAUCAAUGAUCCAUGUCCGCAUUGUAGAGGCCGACUAGCAUCGCUUCCAACUAGAACAACUUCUCUUAGUAGUUAUAGUUGCAAAGAUAGAAAUACACCCGUUCAUCGACCACCUGAUGAUGAAGAUUCCUUCCCAGUUAUACACGAACGGGAACUACAUUCCCUGCAUCGAAAUAUACCUGCUUUACGAAGAAGGGACGUCGAUACAGCGACUAUAAAACAACAUUAUUACCCUGAAGGUGGUUGGGGAUGGUUAGUUUGUGGAGCUGCUUUUUUAGCCCAUCUUCUUACCUCAGGAAUUCAAUUAUCAUACGGUUUGUUAUAUCUCUAUACUAUGAAGUUCCUCCUUAAGAAUGUCCAAGACGAAGAGCUGUAUAUUAUGGGAGCAGCUUGGAUGGGAGCAUUAUGUCUGUGUAUCUCUUUUGCAACAUCGCCGUUAAUAGUAGCAAUUUGUAGAAGAAAAUCAGCUCGAUUAGCAGCACUUCUAGGAGGUCUGGUCAUUUCUUUGGCGUGUUUAUUCACCUCUUUUGCUGUGCAAUUUCAUCAGGCUCUUCUGAGUUAUGGACUUGUUCUGGGAAUUGGAGCGGGUGUCGUGAGAGAAGCAUCGACUAUAGUUUUAGGUCAUUACUUCAAAAGACGGAGAGAGUUUGUAGAAAUGGUAGCGCAAUCAGGUGCCGGAGUAGGAAUAGCUUUAUUUUCAGUUCUUUACAAAGAAGCCGUUGGGAAAUUGGGUUGGCGUUUGGGUCUUCAAUCGGUAACUGGUCUUUUAUCGCUAGCAUUUUUUCUCCCAAUAGUAUAUAGAUCUGCAAAUUUGUAUCAUCCACAAAGAAGAGCUAUUACACAUUUGAAGAACCAAAGAAAGAAAAUGAAAGAGAAGAAGUCUCAUACGAAAAUACCAAAACCACCAAUGUUCGAUUUUAGUCCAUUAAAAAGUAAGGGCCUCAGGGUUCUGAUGAUUGCUUGUGCCUUUGCAGCAUUAGGAAUUUAUGCUCCUAUUUUUUACCUAGUAUAUCAAGGAUAUAAAGAAGGUCUUGAAGAUAACGGUCUGGUUGUGUUACAAACUUUUAUGGGCUUUGCAACUGCAUUAGGUUGUGUUGGUUUUGGUUUUGUGAUAAUCAAACCAAGUACACAAUGUUUAAUUUCAAGGCAAUACCUGUGCCAAACAGCUAUGGUUGGAAUGGGAAUUUCACUUCUGGCGUUAAGCGCUGUCCAGGGAUACCAUGGCUACGUACUAUUUGUAUGGAUGUAUGGAAUCUGCCUCGGGGGCUACAACUACGCGUUGAAGAUGUUUACGUUAGAACGAAUAAAAGGAAGACAUUUCACCAAAGCCUGGAGUUUUAUUCAAGGUGCUAAAGCGUUACCAGUAUUAGUAGGAAUACCAAUUACAGGAUAUAUCAAUCAAGCUCAUCCUAAAGCUGGUUAUUAUUUCAGCUUUGUAACAACUAUUAUUGGUGCAAGUUUGAUGUUCCUUGUAGGUACAAGGAAAGACCAUCACCAUAUAGUAAACAGUAACUCAAACAACUGUAAUCUCAACAAUUGUACGAUAGCAAACUUAAAUGACUGCGUUUGUACUAUAGGUCCUUACAAUCCCAUCUAUACGCCAGACAUUAACCCUUACAACUUCUACCGACACGGAAGUAAUCAUUAUGAGCGAAUAUUUUCGAAUUGUUCGGAUCACUUCGAUAAAACUGUAUAUAGACAUUCAUUUAGACAACGAAGAGAUCCUCAUAUCCAAUAUUUACCAAAAAGUCUAAGCUAUGCUGCCAAUAUAAAUCAUUCUCCUCACUAUGCUCCUAAUGCUUGUAAUAAACAAGAAUGUAUCAGAUACGCUUCUUUGCCGAGAAUGAAGAAGAACGUAUUACGACCUAGUAAAAGCGUGCCGGAAGGUUUGGCGAGGUGUGAAUAUUACAGAACGUGUAGAAGGCCAAUUGUUAGAAAUGUUCAAGUGAUAGAACAAAUUACGACCUCCGUGUAAAUUAUAUGAGACAAAGUAUUUUUAAUUAACCAUUAAUGAGUGCCUUAUGACUUAUUUUUUGUUGUGAAGAAUAUUUUUACCUUAGUAAUUCAAAGAGGCGAUAACUUUCUGAAUGAAACACAGGUUUAUUGAUUAAAAAUCAUUUUAUUUCCCAAGGACUCUCCUUCAAAAACCAUAUUCGUUUUUAACGUUUCUCCAAUUUGUUUAUCGAUUGCAGAAAAUAAAGUUACUCAAGGUCAUCAAUAAUAAUUAUUUAUAACAUGAUUCUAAAUCCAAUCGAAUAUUCAAAUAUACUUCUGGCAUACUAUUUCUUUAGUUUUUAAAACAAUAAAUAGUCACAGUGGACUAAAUCCAACGAAUAGCAAUUCAUAUGCUAUUCAUUGAUUUUCCUGUGCUGUGUGCACCCUCGCAUUUUACUAGUACAAAACAACUUCUUGCUUGAUCCUUCAUUUUUUUAAAAUCUUUAUAAAUAAGUCUUUCUGUUUGGUGUUGCUUAGUUUACCCGAUUUUGGUAUGAAGACAACCCUUACUUCCCUCUACCUUCUCGGAACAUGUCCGAUCUCAAUAAGCACUUCCAUUAUCUCACCCAAAUCCUUCUGCAGCAUGAUCGGCAGGAUCUCGUCCGGUCCUCCAGACUUAUAUAGGCCGAACGAGUCCACCGCCCACGCUACCCUCUCCUUGAUGAUUGUUCUUCUAAUCAACUCCUCAUUGUGGAAUAGUUUCCCUUUGCCUCUUUGGCAUUUGGUUUUCGAUAUCCUGGCAUCGCGGAAGUGAGUUUCCAUCAGUAGCUCCAGUGUUUCACUGCAAACUAGCUUUAUAAGCUUGCCAAAGGCUAUCAUCUUCUUUGUUUUGCUUUGCCAUAUUGUACAGUCUUGGACAAGAUUUCCUAAAAGCUUUUAAUAAUAUGUCACUUAGUGUGCCGAGCGUUUCUUCGAGCUUCUCAAUUGAGGGCUGUAUGGGUCUCGAAUCCCGUUUGAUUCUCGUCUACCCGAGUUUCUUUCCCACGAUCUCUACCAUUCCCGUCCAGUCGGUUUUCCGAGGAUUCCUGAAGGGUUUCCCCGCCACUGGUUCGCGGUUGAUUUCGAACGAUAUUCUCUUAAUGAAAAUAUUUCUGGACCAAAAUUCCAUUUCCAGUUUCGAGUACACAAAAAAAGAAUAGUGUGAUUGUUAGUGUUGGAGUAGCGGUAGUGAAACAAUGUGUUCAGUAUAAAUAUCGCCAACUUAUUUGAGGAAUAUUUUCGCAGCUUUCGUAUCUCCUCAAAAUCUUCAGUUCAGGGAUUAACACACAUUAACCUCACGUUCCUGCGUUAUUUCUAUCCAAAUUAAUUUUCUCAUAGUUUGGUUCCUAUAAAAUUUGUUUUCUUACUCAAAUGAACAAAGGUGGUCUCUAACAUAAUUCUCAUUAACAAUUCCAUAAUAAAUAAUUUAAAGGCAAGAUGUUGAGUAGUACUUAUUUGAUACAACUGGACCUGCCGGACGCCAUGUGAUGAAAAUAUAAAAGUAAGAGAUCUCCAUCGCUUUUCUUUGUUUUAGGCUGCAUCGCAUUGCAUUGAAUUUGAUAUUAAGUGAUAAAUAAUUUACCUCCUCAUUCUCAUGCGAACUAAAAAUGGCAGGUAUCAGUAUUAUAAAUGUUAUUUGUGAUCUAUUACAUUGUCAAUCGACAUCCUUUUAUCAUAUUAUGACCAAUGAAAAAUGUUGAAAGGUCAAUAUAGAAUAUUCACACUUUGCACAAAGAUAUUGGAACUGUGUAUUCAUUUCAAAAGAUGCAGAGAAUAAGUCAUAUGUUUCUCACGAUUUUAGGUGCUAUUAGUUCUAGUCAUUAGAAUAAUGAAUAUUUUUUAAAAGACAUUCAAUUUGUUAUAAAUAAAAUAUAUUAUUUAUACUGUAUAAAUAAUUACAAGUAUUCAAAUUUAUCCGCCAAAUCUUGAUAACAAAGUAAAGUGGAAAACUGUAAUCCGUAUUUUUAUUAAAAUAUACACAAAAAGGAAAGC
Molecule: messenger RNA, 4412 nt
Organism: Diorhabda carinulata
Lineage: Eukaryota; Metazoa; Arthropoda; Insecta; Coleoptera; Chrysomelidae
Product: monocarboxylate transporter 2-like
Exons: 11
Coding region: 298-2421 (707 amino acids)
Biological process (GO): transmembrane transport
Molecular function (GO): monocarboxylic acid transmembrane transporter activity
Source: RefSeq, a predicted model, not a curated record